UUAUCUCCUCUGUGGCUGUGGGCUCAAGAGGACGAACAUGCACCUGCUCUUUCCAUUAAAGUAACAAGCAGUGAGCAAUCCCAGGGAAUUCAUUUGUGAACCCUAUUGCCGCUUUUCAUUAUUAUCUUACAUAUAAUUCCCGAGAAGGAGGAUCACGAUUUAAGGAAUUUCCUUGCCAUGUUGUUCAAACUUGCGAUACUGGUGUCUCUCCUAAUCAGCUUAGCAGCAGGGGAUGAAUAUCCUGGUUUCAUCUACAAUGGGUUCAAAUCGGCUAAUCUUGUCCUCGAUGGUAUGGCUCAGUUCACUGCAAAAGGACUUUUACAGCUUACCAAUGAAACCAAAAUACUAAACGGUCAUGCCUUUUACCCUGAACCAAUAACUUUCAAGAACUAUUCAAAUGGCAGAGCCUUUUCUUUCUCUACUACCUUUGUUUUCGCUAUCCAUCCCGUGUACCCGACUCUUGCGGGCCAUGGCAUGGCUUUCGUGAUUGCGCCAACAAGAGGGCUCCCUGGUGCUCGUCCAAGUCAGUACCUAGGACUUUUUAAUGAAAGCAACAAUGGGAACGCCAGUAAUCACGUUUUCGCGGUGGAAUUGGAUACGGUCCUGACUGGUGAGUUUUUUGAUAUCAAUGAUAACCAUGUUGGGAUUGAUGUUAAUGGACUGCACUCUGAGAUAUCAGCUCCAGCAGGUUAUUAUGAUGAUCAAACUGGUGACCUUAAGAACUUGACGCUUAUUAGUAAUCAAAGAAUGCAAGUUUGGGUGGAUUAUAACGGUGAGGAGAAAGAAAUUAAUGUCAGUUUAGCGCCAUUCAAAAGUGGUAAGCCAAUUACGCCACUUUUGUCUUUGUCCCGUGAUCUUUCCUCUGUUUUUAAAACAACCAUGUUCGUUGGCUUCUCAUCAUCGCCCGGUUCUAUGUUAACAUCUCAUUAUGUUUUGGGCUGGAGUUUAAAGAUCAAUGGCCAAGCGCAGGAAUUCCUCCUCUCUCAACUUCCUAAGCUUCCCAGGAUCGGUCCUAAGGAGAGAUCAAUGUUUUUGGCUGUUGGGUUGCCUUUAAUUUCUAUAAGCUUAAUGUUAGCUGCGGUUACGGGAGUCAUUCAUUUGAUACAAAGGAAAAGAAAGUUCGCUGAAGUGCUUGAAGAUUGGGAGCUCGAAUACGGGCCUCAGAGAUUCAAAUACAAAGAUCUUUAUUUUGCCACCAAAGGGUUUAGAGAGACAGAGCUAUUAGGCAGCGGUGGAUUUGGUAGGGUCUACAGAGGCGUACUACACAACUCUAAACUAGAGAUUGCAGUAAAGAGAAUCUCUCAUGAAUCAAGACAAGGGAUGAGAGAAUUUGUUGCUGAAAUUAUCAGUAUUGGGCACCUACGUCAUCGGAAUUUAGUACAACUCUUGGGUUAUUGCCGGCGUAAAGGGGAGCUGCUUUUGGUGUAUGACUACAUGCCUAAUGGAAGCCUCGACAGGUACCUCUAUGACCAAUCAACGGUCACCCUGAAUUGGAGACAGAGAUUCCAAGUGAUCAAAGGGGUGGCGUUGGGUCUGUUUUAUCUUCAUGAAGGAUGGGAAAAAGUUGUUAUUCACAGAGAUGUCAAGGCCAGUAAUGUGUUACUUGAUGGUGAAUUUAAUGGAAGGUUAGGAGACUUUGGUCUUGCAAGAUUAUAUGACCAUGGAACUGAUCCACAAACUACACAUGUGGUUGGAACUCUUGGUUAUCUUGCCCCUGAACACGCUCGAACUGGGAAGGCCACAAGAAGCAGUGAUGUGUUUGCUUUUGGUGCCUUUCUGCUCGAAGUUGCUUGUGGCAGAAGGCCAAUAGAGCGACGAGCGCCCACAGAGGAAAUGGUUUUGGUUGACUGGGUAUUUGGUUUUUGGAACAAAGGUGCAAUUCUUGAAGCAAAAGAUCCAAAACUGGGAACAGAUUAUGUAGCUGAGGAAUUGGAGUUGGUGUUGAAACUUGGGUUGCUGUGCUCUCAUUCGGAGCCAGCAGCUAGGCCAAGCAUGCGACAAGUUGUGCAAUAUUUGGAGAAGGAUUCUCCUUUGCCAGAGUUAUCAGAUCUCGGAAUCUCAACUAGCGGUCUAGCAUUUGCUCAUCGGAAAGAUUUUGAUGGUUUUGUCAUCACAAAUUCAUCUUACAUGGGCCCAAGAGUCUCAACUUCUAUCGCAGAUUCGAUCCUUUCAGGUGGCAGAUGAUGGUUAAAAACAUUAAAUUAUGUGAACUUCUUUGAAGCAUUUUGUUAUUUCCAAAUAUGCAUGACUGCUGUAAAUUCCACUAUUCACUUCCACACGUCCAUCAAUUCUGACCUCAUAGGCUCUGAAUAAGGACUACCUGUCUUUGUUGAGAUCAGCUGUAACACUCCAAUUAAUUUGGUAGGCAACCCACUUGCGUGAAUGA
This is a messenger RNA of Pistacia vera, 2386 nucleotides long. Its product is annotated as L-type lectin-domain containing receptor kinase IV.1-like. The record is from RefSeq and is a predicted model, not a curated record. Bases 178 to 2184 code for a protein of 668 amino acids. The transcript has a single exon. Gene Ontology annotation, cellular component: plasma membrane. Gene Ontology annotation, biological process: protein phosphorylation. Gene Ontology annotation, molecular function: protein kinase activity; carbohydrate binding; ATP binding. NCBI's taxonomy places the organism in Eukaryota, Viridiplantae, Streptophyta, Magnoliopsida, Sapindales, Anacardiaceae.